This is a messenger RNA of Cryptomeria japonica (Japanese cedar), 1116 nucleotides long. RefSeq lists its product as uncharacterized. The transcript is spliced from 3 exons. The record is from RefSeq and is a predicted model, not a curated record. Lineage: Eukaryota; Viridiplantae; Streptophyta; Pinopsida; Cupressales; Cupressaceae. The coding region runs from base 1 to 1116 and encodes 371 amino acids.
AUGGAGGCAGUUGAACCUAGAACAAUUUGGCUCAUGCCCAUGGGGUAUGAAGUGGAUGGAAACACACUUGAUUCAUAUGCACAACACCUUCUGAAAAAACUGGUAGAUGGAAAAGAAGAGAGGUCCAAUACUUAUAAAGAGGACCUAGACUUGCACAAUAAAUUCACUGAGCCCGGAAGGAAAAGGAAGGUCAGAAAAGAAGUUGAAGAGCUUGCAAAACAAAUAGGAAUAACAAAGGAAGUGGUUCAAAGGGAUAGGGAGCAGACCAUUCUAAAGGGGGAGGACAUGGUAAAGCCUAAGAAGACAAAACCACUCUCCACUUCUCCCAAGCCAUCCAAGCCAGGGAAAACCAAUUCUGCACCUACCUCUAGUGCACAGAAACCUGUUCCUCCACCCAAGCCACAAAGAAAAUCAACUGGUGGAGUAGAGAAAGGGAAGAAGGAGAAUCCACAAAGGGAAUAUGUUGUAGCCACUACUAAAGAUGUAGAGACAGAUAAUGAUGAGGCAAUAAAAGCCUUGAUAGAUCUAUCAUCUAUGAUUCUCAAGGGAUUAUAUGAUAUUUUGGAUGCAAGGAGGCAUACAACCAGCUUAGAGGAUGAGAGAAUAAAAGAAUAUAUAUUAGUGAAUUUGUCUUCUGUAAUUUCUAAAGCUGAAGUAGAUAGAUUGCUUAAGCUUGCAAAGGAUAUAUUCAAAAGAAAAAGGAGAGUUAAUAAAAUUAUGUACAGGAAGAUAGAUGAAGUUGUCAAAGAGACUAAAGCAAUUUUGAAACAAUUUAUGAAAGUGCACAGAUAUGAUAAAGAACAACCAUCUGAGCGAGCCGUUUUGGAAAAGAAGAAAAAUGAAAAAACCAUAGUUACAAAUGAUAAUGACACUACUAAGCUUGAUGACUUUGGUGAAUUUGAACAAGAUCCUCUGGUGAUAAGUAUUGACUCUGAAAAGGAAGCUGAGGAGAUUGAAAUAGUUGAUGAAGGGAAGGGAGAGAUUGAUGCUGAGAAGGAUGAAGAUGUUGUAAAAGAUGCUAGUGUAGAGGUGGUAGAGAAGGAGAAAAGAGAAGAGAAGGAUGAUCAGGCUCCGGUAACAGUGGCAAGAGAUACUGUAGCAGACAAAGGAAAAUAG